AUGCCCGACGGUCCUGCCGCGCCGAGUCCAGUCAUUCCAACAUACAGACCUUCUGAAAAGUUCUCUGGCUCGCCAACAAAGCUUUCUAUCAUGCCCACAGUAGCCCUCACAGAUUAUAAACAAUACACCCGAAUACCAGGACUGCGCAAGCCCCGACCUCGAUCCGCUGGGGCGUCUAGCCGACCUAUGCGAAGUGAGAAUAUCGCAGAACUAGUUCGUUUCUUCCAGACGCCAGAGGAAACCGAAGCAGAAUCGGUAAUUGGUUCCCAGAUCAACGACAUGGACCUAUUGAAGGCAGGCCAGCGUCGCCUUCGAGACAUGGGCCAAACAAAAUCCGGGAGGUCCUCAAUCAAGAGCUCUGGCGCUUCAAGUUCAUCUGAAAAAUUAAAGACACAACGCCAACACCUUGUGGCUUUACAACGCGAGGGAUUACUACCGGGCCUAGAAGACUUGGGCGGUAAUAAGCCUCGCUCAUCACGCACGAAGCAUGUGAGGCAUGAUAAGGAAGGCUUGCUACCCAGCCUCGAAGAUUUGACGGAUAAGUCUCGUCCAUCACGCACAAAGCAGGACGUGGAAGCGAUCGGGCGUCCAUGGCUCGACGAUGCUUUAACUUCAAUACCAAAGAGCGAAGAAAGAUCGACCUCGCAAAUCGAACUGCCUUUACACGACUUGCGCAGUGAGUCAUUGAGUCUAGGAGAUUUGGCUGCGCUUGUCGAAUUUUCUGCAUCAUUCCCGGAAUUAUAUUCACACGACAGCGAUCCACCACCAUACCAGGCUAAAGCCCAGUCACAGCCUCAUUUACCAGCACAUGCCUCUAACAGCAAUAGUGCGGCAGCACCAAGUCGUGAAGACCAUGGUAGAAACGAAAAUAGCCGCCAGCUAGGGAAUACGGCUGAAAGCCACAGUCGUGAUUCACGUCCAGAGAGAGAUACACUAACACUAAACAAGCCGGCCCAGGGCCAUCAGGUGGCCAUUAACAGGCAGCCUCAGAAUAGACCUGACACGUCCAAGAACGACGAUGACAGCUCCUGUGGAUCCAAUUCGGAUUUCGAUGACGCUAAAAGCCUUGCUGUGCUUCUGCGCGCAACGGAGAGAUUAGGUCUUGAGAAGAAAAGGACAUCACAAAAAGCACCGUUAGCAGAACCUUCUUCUGGCGUUGCCAAUGGCGUCCCUGCUGCUGCUGCUACCACCACCACUACAGCUUCAGGCGCUAUCAAGGACAAUACCGCACCUCAUUCCUUGAACCAGGGGGUGACCGACACUCCUUUAUUCGUAAGAAACCUGCUUGAAAACAAACAUGACGGCGCUGAAGCUGCCAAAAAGAUCAACGCCAAAGCUUCAAGGAGUACGGAUCAACUAUUACCCCUGUCGCAAGCUGAUGCCAACCUGCCAAACCAUCUCAACGCGGGUCCCAUACCAUUAAAGCUAGUCGCUGAAUGCAUGCCUCCUUCCAUCUCCAAACCCGAUUCCUCUCAACCGUUGAAUACUUUUGUCCCUAGGCCCUCAAGCAAUUUGAAUGAUGAAACCAACCUACUUCAACCUCCUUCCACUGUUGUUGGCCCUAGCUCAGCCAGUUUCCCACGCCCACGAGCCCUCCUUUCGCCAAUUCCCAUUCAGUCCCGCCGUGCUCGCAGUGUAACUCCGGAUGUCGCGUCAGGCAUGUAUAUAAAAGGGAAGAAAAAGGGCAAGAAAGCCCCAUUAUAUGUGGUGACUGAUGCUGCUCCUCUUCCGCCCCCAGCCAAACCUCUACCUUCAUUACCACAAAGUGCGGAUGCCCUUGUUGGGCCCAAGCCUAUUCAAGGGGACCGGAGCGCAUCGACGCCUGCACAGCCAGCUUCCGCUCCACUAGAAUAUAGAGAGGAAGAUCGGGAUAGUCCGGUAUUGGGUAUGAAUCCUCGCAAAUUGCACUUACAAAGAUCGUUGAUUGGAAGUCGGCCAUCAUCCCGUUAUUCUAAUAGAAGUACUGAUGCUUCAGACGCAUCACACAACUCGAGCGACGAUCAGUCAUCGAGAACCGCCUCUCCUACUGUUUCCAGGCCUGAAUCUCAGCAAGGCCGGGCGAUUCAUGUUCACGCCAUACGAAUGCGAGACAUUGAUGCAAAGAAAAGGAAAUACGCUCCUGGAGUGAAAACAAGUGCUCAUGCUGGAUCAGGGAUGCAUUCAUUGAAGCAUGAUGGUCGUUAUCAGCCACAACCUGAAUCUCGGGGCCAGACUGAUCAAGUAAGAUUCAGUAGAUGGAAUCGCAUUAGCACAGUACCUGAGUUCCCUCUUCCAAAAAAUCCUCCUUUGAACGCCCAAGGGGCGCCACAUAUUCGGCGGCGAAACUCCACAACCUCACUACCAGGGUCUAUUUCUACAUUGAAUGGCUACGAAGGAGGUCUAUCUCGCAGUGUCAGCGUUACAAGUGGCUCCAUAGACAGUUUUUCUAUCAAACAUGGGAAGACAGCUAUUCUACCGGCGAAUGCUACAAAGAAUCUCUCUCACAGCAACUUCCAGCCUCAAUCCCCCUUGCUACCAUCUUCUGAUGACGAGAUGCAUGACCCUCGGCCGCGUCGUUUAAAGAAUAACAUCUCUAUAAGGGAUAAUGGUGAAUCCGAGACUCGCCAGGUGAACCAACGUCUUGCAAAUGCUAAAAGCAAGCAAUCUAUCAAACAAGAGGCAACGUUGAAAUACCAAAACUUAUCUUCACUUUCGGAAGAUUUGCUGCAUUCUCUCCCACCUGGAGCCGGUGACUCUCAUAUAAGUUACGUAAACGUAUUGCACCAUCUUGAGUCUCGGAUUGCUACAUUGGAACGACAGAACAAGAUGCUUCAAGCAGCCCUCCUCGCCGCCCUCGACGUCGGUGUCUCGCACGAUGCCGGCAGUGCACAAAGCCGAAGCUCAAGUCCGGCGUCGAGCUCCAUGAGAGUACCUACCAUUAGUGAGAGGGCGAUGCCUUCAUCAAAUAACUUGGGUAUUGACAGCGCCCGCCGAAAGCAAGGAAAGGCAACUCAACGAUAUCACGCAAGCCGCAACCUAUACGCGCACGAUGCAGCCUCCCAAGGAAGCCGUGGCAGCUUUGAAACUACCAGCUCCCAUAGCGAUAGUAGCAUACGGCCAGUUGAGGGUGUGUUAAGUAACCCGGAUGCCGGGGGUUGGAAUGAAGCGAUUCGGAAGAAUCGCAAAUAA
Molecule: messenger RNA, 3168 nt
Organism: Talaromyces atroroseus
Lineage: Eukaryota; Fungi; Ascomycota; Eurotiomycetes; Eurotiales; Trichocomaceae
Exons: 1
Coding region: 1-3168 (1055 amino acids)
Source: RefSeq, a predicted model, not a curated record